AUGGCAAAUAAUCAAGCGGUGGCUGAGAUGGCGAUAAGAGACGUCUCUCAAUCAACCAACACAACAUUCCCCAGCACUCCCCUCAACCUCACCCAAACUCCAGAAGACCUCCGCCUCAAAUGGGUCUCCGCCAUAACCUCAGAUCUACGUCGCAAAGAAGACCAGACUUACCCAAACACAACCCGUGAUUUUCAAAUCGCUCUCAAUCAUGAUGGCUCGAUCGAGAAUCUAGCUAAAGAUCCAUACCUUUUGAUUGAAAUCCACUCCGAAGACCCGUCCAUCAGAGACUACACACCACGCUUCAACCUGCCAAAACAAAUCGAAGAUCACCUUCCCUCACGAGAAGAUAAGAUCGAGCGGAAAGAACUUUUCGCGUUAGGUGGGUUGGUGUAUCAACUCAUCUCCGGGAAAGGCAUGUUCGACGAUUUUGCAAAUAAUGUUGCCAGUAUCUCUGUUAUUGAGCAGAAAUUCAUCGCUGGGGAGUUUCCGGAUGAUGUUUGGGGGUUGAAGGCUGCGGUUAGGGUGUUGGGAUGUUGGUGUCCGCCGUUUGCGAAGGAAUUUGUAGAUGCGGAGAAGGAAAGGGAGAGGAAGGAGAAAGCGGCCGCCAAAAAGAAGAAUCUCCUCCUCGGCGCGAAAAUCCUCGGCGGCGGUCUGGCAACCACGCUCGCAGCCCCGGUUGUCCUCCCACUCGUUGGAUUUGGCGGUGGUGGCGUGGUCGCUGGGUCUUUGGCCGCGGCGUGGCAAUCUAGUAUUGGUAUUGUUCAGGGAGGUAGUGUGUUUGCGUUCUUGACGAGUGCAGGCGCGGGAGGUGCUGCUACGGCGGCGUUUAUGGCUACGGGGGUUGCGGGAGCGUCGUUACUUGUGGCUGCAACUGGAGCGGGGUUCUUUGAUAAGUUGAGGAAUGAGACGGAGGUUGUUGAGUUGAGGGAGCAUUUUUUGGAGGUUUGGAGGAGGGAUUUGAAGUGA
Messenger RNA from Glarea lozoyensis ATCC 20868, 966 nucleotides. RefSeq lists its product as uncharacterized. Lineage: Eukaryota; Fungi; Ascomycota; Leotiomycetes; Helotiales; Helotiaceae. The coding region runs from base 1 to 966 and encodes 321 amino acids. Gene Ontology annotation, cellular component: membrane. The transcript is spliced from 3 exons. The record is from RefSeq and is a predicted model, not a curated record.